Polychytrium aggregatum is the source of this 910-nucleotide messenger RNA. RefSeq lists its product as uncharacterized. The record is from RefSeq and is a predicted model, not a curated record. Gene Ontology annotation, molecular function: protein binding. NCBI's taxonomy places the organism in Eukaryota, Fungi, Chytridiomycota, Chytridiomycetes, Polychytriales. The coding region runs from base 77 to 754 and encodes 225 amino acids. The transcript has a single exon.
CGCCGACGCCUUAAACCACUGGCAUGAAGUCAGCACCCAGUCCACCAACCCAGUCAUCAAGCCCAUCGCCACCCACAUGGUCGGCUGGAUGCACUAUCUCGGCCGGGGCACUGUGCGAGACCAACAGAAGGGCGUCAAGAUCAUUCGAGUGAACCAAUCGAAUGGUCUCAUUUUUGGUGAAAAUGAGUGUUUGGCAUCGAUUUGGAACUACUUCGGGUCCGACUCACCUACAUCUCGCAAGUUCUAUGAGCUGUGCCGGCUCGGAUCUGAGCGGGACUGGCUGUGCAAACACCUGAUGGCCAUUUGCCUCAUAAAUGGAUUCGGUACCCCGACGAACCAGACCAAGGCAGCGGACAUUUUUGAGCAGCUCGCCAACGACGGCCACAGUGACAGUCAGCUGUGGAUUGGAAUGUGUUUCUAUCGUGAAUGGGGAGUAUCGGAAGACCACAGGAAGGCAUUCGAGUGGUUCACCAAGUCGGCCAACCAAGACAACCCAUAUGGGCAGUGGUGGGUAGGUGUGUGCUACUUGAAUGGAUAUGGAGUCACCAAGGACCACGCCAAGGCAGCCAAGUGGUCUCGCAUCUCGGCCGAACAAGGCAAUCGGUACGGACAAGAUUAUCUCGGCAACUGCUACGAGUUUGGUUUGGGUGUCCCCGAGGACAUCGACACCGCCGUCUUCUGGUAUCGCAAGUCCGCCGACCAGGGCCACAGAGAUGCCAUCGACAGACUCGAGUACCUCGGGGAGCGGCCUUGAUCCCCGAUUCCCUUUCGAUUUCCUCUCAAACCACCAUAUUUCGAUACUGAACAUGCAAGCCAUAGGACAAACCGCACCGCCCACACCCAUCCUCGAGAUCAUGGGUCCAAAGUGGACUUGACAAGUGGUCCCGAUAGAGCGAGAGUAGUUGAGAGA